This is a messenger RNA of Mytilus trossulus (common blue mussel), 5757 nucleotides long. RefSeq names its product PR domain zinc finger protein 15-like. The record is from RefSeq and is a predicted model, not a curated record. Gene Ontology annotation, cellular component: nucleus. The transcript is spliced from 7 exons. Lineage: Eukaryota; Metazoa; Mollusca; Bivalvia; Mytilida; Mytilidae. Gene Ontology annotation, biological process: regulation of transcription by RNA polymerase II. The coding region runs from base 168 to 4496 and encodes 1442 amino acids. Gene Ontology annotation, molecular function: DNA-binding transcription activator activity, RNA polymerase II-specific; RNA polymerase II cis-regulatory region sequence-specific DNA binding; protein binding.
UUCUUAUUUCCUGUUUAUUCCUGAAAAAUUGCAAGACGCACUUCAACUUCAUUUCUUUGAAGUGUACACUAUUUAUAACAAGAGCAUUUGUUUUUGAGGGUUAACUUCUAAUCAUUACUACAGAUUUAUCAUUUCUAAGGCAUGAGAAGUGUUUUGAUUAAUAACUUAUGAUGGAGACUCCAUUAGAAGGCUGUGAUGUAUGUGGUGAAGAUCAUGCUACAGUGCUAUGUCCUGAACUUGGUCUACAGAAUUCUGACCUUGAAGAUGUUGUAGUUACAAGGGCAAGACUGACAUUACCUCAUACUCUGCAAGCAGUAGAUUUAGGCAAUGGGGAGGUGACCGUUUACAGUACUGAAAAUCUUUGUAAAAAAACACAGUUUGGACCUUAUGAAGCCAAGAGGACAACACAUGAAUUUAAUGAUGAUGGUUUAUUUGUUCUGAAGAUUUUGACAAAAGAUGGCAUGAAUGUCAGUCUGGACACAACAGAGGAAAGUGAAUGCAACUGGAUGUGUUUGGUCCAAGCUGCUACUGAAGCACAUCAACAGAAUUUGAUUGCAUACCAACUGGGUACCAGUAUAUUCUACAGUACAACCAGGAAUAUUGACCCUGGGACAGAGUUACAUGUGUGGUAUGCUCCACAGUAUGCCAGACGCCUGGGAAAACAACCUAAUCCUGAUGGCUAUAGUAAAGUUAUGCUAGGGAUGAAGGUUGUCUAUCCAUCAGUAGAUGAAUUGGCAGAAAGUCAGAUCAUCAAAAAUGUUGUGGAAGAGGGAAGCAAACAUUUGAAUCAACCACCAGAAGAGGCCAUUGAAAACCAACAAAUGGAGAUAAAUACUUCAUUAGAACAAGGAAUGUCACAGACUGAAGAAGAUGAACAACAGUUGAUACCAAUAACAAACUAUAGAUGUCGACGUUGUGGAGAAGGAUUUAUGACGGAGAUUGAGCUUGGAAAACAUAUUAGAGAACAUAUAAAUCCACCAGGGUCUGGCAGAAGAGGAAGAUUACCAAAAGUGGACAAAGUCAUCAAGAUUUUACCAAAGAAAAAGAAAACAGGAAAAGUGGAGAAAGAGGAUACAGAUAGCUGUGAGAAUGAUGAAGAAUUCACACCUAAAUCUUACCAAAUGUUCAAAGUAGAACCUCAAGAUCCGACACGCUUACGAGUUCUGCCGAAACGUAGACUGAAGGGGAAAAGGACUACUGGGUUCUUAGUUGAUGAAGAAUUUCUGCUAACAAAAUCUCAAAUUAAAACAGAACCUGAAGAAAUCACAGCAGAAGUACAUGUUGAGAUCAUAAAUAAAGAUGAGUCAUCUUCCCUUAAAAGAAAACGUGGCAGACCAUCUCAAAAGAGUAGUAAAACUGCAGGGUCUCCAUGUUCAAAAAGGAAAAAAAUAUUUGAAAAAGAGAUUGAAACAGAGAAAUGUAUAAAGCAGUCAGAUGAACCGAGAAAUGAUUGUGCAGGAGAAUUGCUUGAGAAAUUGGAUACAGUAAAUACAGAUGAUAACACUGUUGAAUUUCAGGAUACUGACGACAAAAUUGUAGAUGAUGAUCAGAAUAUGAAAUUAAUGAAAUUAAUAAGCACAGCUGCUGAAACAAAUGAAAUUAUUGAUGCUCCAGCUAUUCAAGCUGACAACGACAAUCAGGUUGAGAAUGCGAAUGCUAUAACAGAGGAAGUCACAUCAAACAAUGAGUACAGUUCUGCAGUGUUAGAGUCAUCAGAGUUUCCUUCUGAUUAUCUUGUGGCGUCAAACAAUACAAUAAAAGAGAGUGAACAGGGAAAGAAUGAAGAAUUUAAUAAAACAUCAGAAGAGGCAGGAGAUACAGAAGAGAAUGGAAAAUUAUCAGCUGUUGAAACUGAACAGAAAGAAAAAGAUGGAGAAACCAGCAGCAAAGAGAACAUGGAAGAAGAAACCAGCAUAGAGAAACAAGAUGAAGAAAUCAGCCAAGAGAACAUCCACGAAGAAAUCAGCAAUGAGAAAAAAGAUGAAAGAACUAGCAAAGAAAUCAUAGAUGAAGAAACUAACAUAGAUAACAUAGAUGAUGAAGAGAGCAGUGAUAAAAGCAGUGGGAAAUCAGAAAAAGAAAACUCUAAAAAUAAAAAAGAUGACACCAAAAAAAUUCACAAGAAAAUAACCAAAUCAAAAAAGGAAAAAGAUAAAAUGAAAAGAAAGGCAAGAUUACUACCUAUACCAAUGGAAGUGAGAGAUACGCCCAAUGGUAAAGAAUAUGUUUGUACCAUCUGUAAUAAAAAAUAUAAUACUGAAAGGUACUUGCGUCUUCAUGCUCCAAAACACACAAGUGAAUUUAGGUGUGAAACUUGUGGCAAGUCUUUUGCUAGGAAGGAAAGUUUACAAAAACAUGAAUGUCGUUUUUCUGCUAAGAUUAUUACAAAGGAGCCAACUGAAUCAGGACAACAGACAGAAGGUAAUCCAAUUUAUAGUUGUUCUAAAUGUGAAGAACAGUUCUAUGACCUGGUAGAAGCAGAGAAUCAUUUACAAGUACACAGGAUUGGAAUUACAUGUGAACAUUGUAAACAAGUUUUCUUAAAACGGGUCCAAUGGAACCAGCAUGUUUGUCCUGAUGUGGAAAAAUCCAGAUAUUCAUGUGACAUUUGUUUCCAGACAUUUGGGAAUGAACAGAGCUUGUUCCGCCAUGUUGCAAUGCACACUGAUAUUUAUAAAUGUGAAAAGUGUGCGAAAUGCUUUUCACGGAAGGAUUCUUUGCUUCGUCAUAUUACUACUUGUUGUCCAGACAAGGCCGAGGAUUACGGUGUUUUCUCAUGCAGAAAAUGUAGUAAAACUUUUGGAACAAAGUUAGGAUUGGAAAAUCAUGAAGCAAGAUGCAGCAUGCAUUGUUGUGAUGCCUGUUUCCAAGUCUUUGAUACAAAACCCAGUUUGGAUGAACAUAAAUGCAGGCCUCUACCAGAAAACAGCGACUCCAGCACAAAACAAGUCAAAUUUAGCUGUAGCGAAUGUAACAAAUCGUUUAAAAACUUGCAUUAUCUUCUCCAGCAUAAACAAGUUCACUGUAAUUCUCAUGAAUGUGAGGUUUGUGGCAAAAGGCUGAAAAGUCAGGAAGAUAAGGAUGAUCAUGAGAGAUUCUGUCUCGCAGUGAAUAAAAUCAAAAUGGAAGGAAAAAUAAAAUGCGAUCGUUGUGGAGAAGAGUUCUUUUUAGCAAAGGAAUACAAAGAACAUUACCAGACACACACUCACACAUAUCACUGUGAAAAGUGUGAUAAACGAUUCGUAAAAAUAGGCACUUUACACACUCACCAAUGUGUGACAGCAGAAGGUGUUAAUUGUCAGUUUUGUAAAAGAGAUUUUAAAAGUAAAAAGACAUUCCAACUGCAUAUGGUCACACAUUCAGAUAUUGUGUCCCAGUGUCCAAAAUGCAGUAAAUAUUUUGAAAAUGACCUUUUUGAUGACCAUCCAUGUGAUGUCGAAGAAUCAAAAGAAGAAGAAUCAACUGCAAAGUAUAUGUGUCAUCUUUGUGGGAAAAAUUUUGUCAGUACUAGUAAUCUGAACAAACACAUGAAAGUACAUGGCGACAAGUCCAUAUCUUGUCCGUAUUGUGACAAAAAGUUUCAUUAUCCAGAAUAUCUUAAAGUUCACAUUGCAGGUGUUCAUGAAAAGAAGACACAGUAUCAAUGUUCUGAAUGUGGGAAAAUUUUAACCUCAAAACCAGGACUUGUGUCACAUAUGAAAUUAUUUCACUGUGACGCUAAAGAAGUCUAUCCAUGUCCAGAAUGUGGGAAAUGUUUCAGUCAGAAAGGAAAUAUGAAAACACACAUGUUUUCUCACGGUAAAGAACGAACAUUUCAAUGCACAUUUUGUACCAAGGCAUUCAAAUAUCCUGAGCAGCUCAAACGUCACAAGCUAUGUCACACAUUGGGUAUGAAAUUCCUAUGUGAAAUUUGUGAGAAAUCAUUUGUGAAGGAUUAUGAACUACAAAAACACAUUCAGGUUAAUCACAGUAAUAAAAUGUAUGUGUGUGAGUUUUGUGGGUCUCGAUGUGGACUUAAGCAUACAUUACAGAGACAUUAUAAAAGAAAGCACAAUGCGUCUGCUCACCUGGUUGAUAAUGCUGAAUACCUUGAAUCACGGUAUCAAGAAGUUGAUAUUGACAACUCAUCUAUGAACAGGACAAAUAUUGUUUCAAUGGUGGAGUUAAUGCCACAAGCUGCAGCAGAAGCUUUGAGUAGUCUGUCUACAUCAGUGGGUCAACAAACUGUCAUCUCUAAUGAAGUGGCACAAUUAAUUAGUCAGGAUGGAACUAUAGUACAACUUCCAGGCCAUGACAACAUGUUUACAAUCCCUACAAGUCAGGGCGGUGGUGGUGAUGAGCAGACAGUAGUCAUUCUUCAGAUUGUUAAUCCUCAGGAACAACAAAUAGAAGUCCAAGAAAUGGAAACUCAGGUCAUCGACACAAUGGAGUUAGAAACAACAAGUCAAGAUGUAACAGACUAUCAAUAUACUGAAAAUAUCAUCAGUACUUCUUAAAUCUGAUAAACAUAAAUUAGGUUACUGUAUUUUUUUUGGUUUUGUUUUAAAGUUCUGGAUUAAUGCUACUGUGUUUAAUAAGGUACACUGUCACAUCUCCUUGUUGAAUGAUUAUGAUGGUUUUUUUUAUUGAUAUUUUUUUUCUAAAGCAAUGUUAACCCAGAACUCAACUGACAUGAAGUUUGACAAUAAUUAAAAUAAAUCUGAAACUUAUUAACUUAAUUAAGUCAAAUAAUGUUUUGGAAACAUGUUUUGAUGAUUUUUGUGCUAAAUCAAAAACUAUUUUCUUUUAGGGAAGAUGUAUGUGUGUGUUCCUUUCUAUAUGCCUGACAUUUGUGUUCUCUAAAAAAGUUAUCUUUAAAAUAUUAUAAGGACAAAGACUAUAUAAAUUACUCCUGAUUAAAUCUGUGUUUUGUACUAAAUUAAAAUAUUUAAAAAAAAGAUCACAUACUUGUAUGCUGUCAAAUUUUUAUUUUAUUGAAUUAAAUUCACACACAUGUUUUGGUGAUAAUUUUGUACAUGUUGUAAACAUGUAUUAAAAUAGGUAUUGCACAAUCACAGUGAAAAAAAAACAUUUAAUUGUAUGUUAUUCAUUUCAAGUACAUUUAUACCUGUUCAUGCAGUUAAUGCAAGGACAUACCAGUAAAUGCUAAUGAAAAGAGAUUCAGAUUUGUCACAAGGUUGUAAAACAUACUGUUUUUUUGUUUUUUUUUUCAUCUCAUUUAAUUGUUAUGCAUUGAAGACAAUUUUGUUUCUGUCAUUUUUACAGUUGAAACAUCACAACAGUUGUACAAAUCUGACUUUUAUUAAAAUGUGUGAAUGAUAUUGAGUGAUAAGAAGAGCAUGAAUUUGUUGUAAAUAAUCUGUGAUCACAUCUGUAUGUUCCUGUCUUAGGUUGUUGGAUGAUUUUUUGGAUUUAGAUGAUACCAGUUGAAAAUAUCAUGCAAGUGACCAUUCUUUUAAAGAGUGCAUUCUUCAGGACUAAAAAUACUCAUAUAAAUUUGUGUUUUUUUAUCCAGGUUAAAUGUAUGUAACAUAAUAGUCGCUGGUUUUAACUGAAAAUGUUCACAUAUUUAUUGCUGCGACAUGUACAAAAAUCAUAUGUUAUUUAAAAAAAGUUUAAAGAUACAUUUAACAAAAAAAAUUAUGAAUGUGACAAAAUUUAAGAUACAAAUACUCGUUAUCGAUUACAUUUUUCAGAUUUUCCUGUUUUGUUUUUUUAUCAUGUUUAUGAAUGUUCUUUAUUUGUGUGAAUUGAAUA